This is a messenger RNA of Salvia miltiorrhiza (redroot sage), 2041 nucleotides long. RefSeq names its product dicarboxylate transporter 1, chloroplastic-like. The transcript is spliced from 3 exons. Bases 185 to 1834 code for a protein of 549 amino acids. Gene Ontology annotation, molecular function: transmembrane transporter activity. Gene Ontology annotation, biological process: transmembrane transport. The record is from RefSeq and is a predicted model, not a curated record. Lineage: Eukaryota; Viridiplantae; Streptophyta; Magnoliopsida; Lamiales; Lamiaceae. Gene Ontology annotation, cellular component: membrane.
UUGGUAUAAUUGGUGUAUUUAUAGAAAAGUGACGACAUUUGGCAGGCGGAGUUUGCAAAAUGUAGAAGACGGAGUUUUCCAAGUGAAAAAGCUGCCUCCACUCUGUCAGAUUCAAAUAUUAAAUUACCAACUUCUCUCUCUCUCUCACAUACGCGCAGCGCAAGCUUGAAUUUGAAUCUCGGAGAUGGCGUCUCUAGCCCUCUCCCCCUCCUUAAACAUCCGCCUCCGCCCCCAAUCCAACCCCUGCUCCCGCUCCCCCAAAUCUCUUCGCCUUCAAUUUAGAUCUCCCACCAAAAUCACUGCUACUACCCACAAUUUCUCGAAUCCUCAAUUUCAAAAUUCGCCCCUCUUGGUUGGGGCCCAGAAACGCCGACCGCUAACAGUCGCCUCUGCUUCAGCGGCCCCUCAGUCACAGGCAUGGCAGGGGGCUUCGAUGAAGCCUCUGAUGGCCUCCAUCGCAACGGGGGUGAUUCUAUGGUUCGUCCCGGCCCCCGACGGGGUCUCCCGCAUCGCGUGGCAGUUGCUCUCCAUUUUCCUGGCCACCAUUGUCGGAAUCAUCUCCCAACCGCUGCCUCUGGGGGCCGUGGCCUUGAUGGGCCUGGGAGCAUGUGUUUUAACAAAGACGCUGACGUUUGCCGCCGCAUUCUCGGCGUUCGGCGAUCCUAUCCCGUGGCUGAUCGCGCUAGCCUUCUUUUUCGCGCGAGGGUUUAUCAAAACUGGAUUGGGGAACAGAAUCGCGUAUCAGUUUGUUUCUCUGUUUGGGAGCUCGUCGCUGGGAUUGGGGUACAGCUUGGUGUUCAGCGAAGCGCUGUUGGCGCCGGCGAUCCCGUCGGUGUCCGCGAGGGCCGGCGGCAUAUUCUUGCCGUUGGUGAAGUCGCUUUGCGUGGCGUGUGGUAGUAAUGUAGGCGAUGGGACCGAGAACAAAUUGGGUUCCUGGUUGAUGCUCACAUGCUUUCAAACAUCUGUGAUUUCGUCGUCUAUGUUUCUCACUGCCAUGGCUGCAAAUCCCUUGGCUGCUAAUCUUACUGCAACUACUAUAGGUAUGCAGAUUGGAUGGAUGGAUUGGGCCAAGGCUGCAAUAGUGCCGGGCUUGGUGUCGCUGAUCGUUGUUCCAUUCCUGCUCUAUAUAAUCUAUCCACCUACGGUCAAGAGUAGUCCCGAUGCUCCAAAACUUGCAAGGGACAACUUGGACAAGAUGGGGCCCAUGUCCAAGAACGAGAUCAUCAUGGCUGCAACUCUGCUGCUCACGGUGGGGCUCUGGAUUUUCGGUAGUGUCCUGAAUGUGGAUGCCGUCACUGCUGCAAUUCUUGGUUUAUCUGUCCUCCUUGUAAGUGGGGUGGUAACGUGGAAGGAAUGCCUAUCUGAAUCGGUUGCUUGGGAUACACUUACAUGGUUUGCCGCACUUAUUGCAAUGGCUGGCUACCUAAACAAAUAUGGCCUUAUUACCUGGUUCAGCCAAACUGUAGUCAAGUUUGUUGGUGGAUUGGGUCUUUCGUGGCAGCUAUCUUUUGGCAUUCUUGUCCUACUGUACUUCUAUUCCCACUAUUUGUUUGCGAGCGGGGCUGCUCAUAUUGGUGCGAUGUUUACAGCAUUCUUAUCUGUAGCGAGUGCUCUGGGUACUCCACCGUAUCUGGGUGCUGUUGUGCUGGCCUUCCUUUCCAAUCUUAUGGGAGGCAUUACUCAUUAUGGGAUAGGAUCAGCCCCUGUGUUUUACGGUGCAGGUUACGUUCCACUCGCAAAAUGGUGGGCUUACGGCUUCCUUAUCUCAGUCGUCAAUCUUGUCAUUUGGCUUGGUGUUGGAGGCCUCUGGUGGAAGGCCAUUGGCUUGUGGUAGAACUGCCUCCACUCUAUCUUUCACAUAAAUGAGUUUUUUCAGAUUUCCAACAGAAUCAGGAUUUUACAAGUUUUGGUCACUUGGUAUACAAAUCAAGGUGUUUAUUGUUGCUACACAACACCAUUCAACUGCUCUCCUUUCUAAUGUAACAUCUUUCCUUUUUUUUCAUGGUAUGCACUAUGCAGCAAUGAAAAUUAUUAAUUUUCA